AGUGUGCCGCUCACUCACAUGCCCAUGGCGCAGCAGCCACUUCAUCUCCCGCACAGCAGCAAACACGCGACUCCAACUUACCAUCGCCGGCAUGGAAAUCCCAGGGCCGAUGCUGUGUCGCCGGUGUCGGUAUCGCUCCGGCAAGGCGCCCCGACCGACGCCCGCGGCCUCCGGGCGCUCAUCAAGGCGCUGUCCGCGUCCCCCGCCGCUGCCGCGGCCAACGAGGCGGCGGCGGUGCACGCCCACGCCGCCAAGCUGGGGCUGGACCGCGAGCGCACGGUCCGGAACGGACUCAUCGCGCUCUACCUCGCCCGCGGCGACCGCACCGCCGCGGGGGCCCUGUUCCACGGGUUCCCCGACGGCCGGGACGUGGUUUCCUGGACGGCCAUGGUUACCGGCCACGCUCGCCUGGGGUUCACCGACGAGGCCGUGGCGCUGUUCCUCGACAUGGUGGGCGGCGAUGACUGCGGCGUGGCCGUCGACGCUGUGGCCGCCGCCGCGGGGUUCGCGGCCUGCGCGGAGGCGAAGGACAUCGCACUCGCCAGGGAGGCGCACCGCCGCGUCGCGGCCGCGGAGGUCGCGCUCGACGUCGUCGCGUGGAACGCGCUGGUGGACAUGUACGCCAAGUGCGGCGACGUGGCGGCGGCGCGUCGGUGGUUCAGGGCGAUGCCGGCGGGCAAGACCGUCGUGUCGUGGAACACGAUGAUCUCGGCGCUCGCCCGCGCCGGCGAGCACGGCGAGGCGCUGGCUCUGUUCCGGGAGAUGCAGCGCGCGGGGGUGCGCCCGGACGACGCGACGCUCGUCGCCAUCCUCGGUGCGUGCGCUCAGCUCGGCGCGCUCGACACCGGCCGGUGGGUGCACGCGUACAUGGGCAGGCAGCUGGGCCGCCGCGAGGCCGCCGACGGCGUCGUCGGCAACGCCCUGCUCGACAUGUACGCCAAGUGCGGCGCGGUGGACCAGGCCAUGGCGGUUUUCGACGCCAUGGAGCGGCGCGACGUGUACACGUACGCGUCCAUGAUCAUGGGGCUCGCGACGCACGGCCGCGCCGAGGAGGCCCUGGCGCUGUUCGCGGCCAUGCGGCGAGCCGGCGUGCGCCCGAACGGCGUGGCGCUCCUCGGCAUCCUCUCCGCGUGCUGCCACGCCGGCCGCGUCGACGACGGCCUCCGGUACCUGAGCGAUAUGGCGCGGUGCUAUGGCGUGAUGCCCGGCAUCGAACACUACGGCUGCGCCGUCGACAUGCUCGGCCGCGCGGGGAGGCUGGACGAGGCGGAGGCGCUCGUCGCGGCGAUGCCCGUGCCACCCGACGCGCUCGUCCGGGGCUCCCUCCUCGCGGCGUGCCGGGCGCGCGGCGACGUCGAGCGAGCCGAGCGGGUGAUGCGGCGCAUGAACGACGGCGGCGACUCCGGGGACUACGUUCUCAUGUCGAACAUGUACGCGUCCAGGGGACGACACGGCAGGGCAGUGCGGAUGAGGAAGCAGAUGAGGAAGAGCAAUGUGAACAAGGACCCCGGUUGCAGCGUCAUCGAGAUCGACGGCGUCGUGCACGAGUUCCGUGCUGUUCCGGCCAACUCCAUCUCGUGAUCUCUACAAGUUCAUCUGGAGGAACCGCGCUCCGCCGCGAGUGCAGUUCUUUGGGUGCCGGGCCAACCUAGUCUCGAAGAACUACGUCCUGGGCAGCGCAACAUGUGAUCACCGGAGCACCGGAACACCUCGUCGCCGCGUGAUGAUGCUGGGCGGCACUUGGAAUCAACACCACAGGCUGUUGGGCGUCCUCCCUGUGGGAUGUGCUGUAACCGCCAUCGCUGCCAGUGACGCACUUUGAUAGCUUCAUCCUUCUUGCCUGCGGGCGUAUUUGGCAUAACCGGCGCUAUUCUUUUAGUAGCGGGAGAUGUGCGCUAGUGGUGACUUUGUCAAUCUCAAGAAUUUGCCAGCUCAGUCUUUCAGAGGUGCUCAUAGGGUUGGACUGAGCUCCCAGAUGAAGUUUUGCACUCAAUUAUUGAGUUGUUGAGCUGCACCAGUUUUUUUACCUUCUUGCCUUGAUCGCCAUCUGCCGCAAUUGGCGUGCAGUCUUCAUGAAAGCCAAAUCCUCUUUCUGCAAGCUCUUCCCACCUCUGAUGAUCUGAAGCUGUGCCCAAUUAAGCAACGAUGCCCACUCUGAAGUUCAUCACACAGCAGCUCAUCACACUGAAGUUGCCAUUGCCAAAGAACUUGAGAUGCAAACUCUUGGAGCUCCGAACUGGCCUACAGCUAUCGUCCGGGGUGAGAGCCUGAGACCUACAAGCAAGCCUACACGGUCGUCACCGGCGGCGCGCAUGGUGGGGUUGUUCACUUGGCGCCGCCGUGGGCGCUGGCCAUGUCGACGGGGGGGCUCUCGACGUCCUCCAUGUCCUCGCGCACGAACACCGCCUGGUCCAGCACCGACGGCCAUGUGCCCUGCCGGUUACAGCGUGUGGCCUACGUUACAGCGAUGAAGUGUAUCCAUUCGCUAGCGGGAUGUUGCUGCCCAGUUGGGUGACGCCUAGUGUUCUCUCCCUGGAUGGAUAGCUAAAGGGGUGGACUUGGCCUUGUUCUGUAUCGAGUCAUUGAAAGGGGUGGACUUGGACUUGGACUUGUUUCCUGCCA
Setaria italica (foxtail millet) is the source of this 2622-nucleotide messenger RNA. Its product is annotated as pentatricopeptide repeat-containing protein At1g08070, chloroplastic-like. Lineage: Eukaryota; Viridiplantae; Streptophyta; Magnoliopsida; Poales; Poaceae. Gene Ontology annotation, molecular function: protein binding; RNA binding. The coding region runs from base 19 to 1581 and encodes 520 amino acids. The transcript has 2 exons. The record is from RefSeq and is a predicted model, not a curated record. Gene Ontology annotation, biological process: RNA modification.